This is a messenger RNA of Neocloeon triangulifer, 3348 nucleotides long. It is a transcript of the gene Fmr1, whose product is annotated as RNA-binding protein FXR1. The record is from RefSeq and is a predicted model, not a curated record. Gene Ontology annotation, cellular component: membrane; neuronal ribonucleoprotein granule; neuronal cell body. The transcript is spliced from 12 exons. Lineage: Eukaryota; Metazoa; Arthropoda; Insecta; Ephemeroptera; Baetidae. Gene Ontology annotation, biological process: regulation of translation at postsynapse, modulating synaptic transmission; regulation of mRNA stability; anterograde axonal transport. Gene Ontology annotation, molecular function: translation regulator activity; mRNA 3'-UTR binding; protein homodimerization activity. Bases 77 to 2086 code for a protein of 669 amino acids.
ACUUGCCAGUGGUGACAUCUGCCAUCCGUAUCAGGGCGAUGCUUUUUGGAAGCUACCAAAACCAAAAUUAUUCAAGAUGGAGGACGCCGAAGUCGAAGUUCUUGGAGAUAAUGGAGCUUAUUAUAAGGCUCGAGUGACUGACAUUUUUGACGAGGAAGUGAAAGUCAGUUUUGAGGAUGACUGGCAACCAGAGUCCAAGUUCCCUUUCUCUCAAGUCCGCCUGCCUCCUCCUCCCCGGCAAGAAGGUGCUAUUCGACCUGAGUUUUCCGAAGGCCAGGAGGCCGAGGUCUUUUCGUGUUCGCAGACUGGAGAGGCGUGCGGCUGGUGGAAGGUCAUCAUUAAGAUGGUCAAGGGUGGCUUCAUUGUGGUCGAGUACGUCGGCUGGGGCGAGAGCGCUUAUACUGAAAUUGUUAACGAGGAAGAUCUACGACCUAGGAACGCCAACAGCCCUAUUGAUGCACACACCUUCUUCAAAUUUGAAAUCCCUGUUCCUGAAGAGCUGCGAGAAGAUGCCAAGAUGGAGAGUGCUCACUCAGAAUUCCUCAAGGUGAUCAAGGCCUCCUCUGUCAAAUUCAUCCCGGAAGCAGGGGUACUCAGGGUUAUUACAAGGAACGAAGCAAGUCAGCGGCUAAGCUCAAUGGUCCAGGAGAUGCAUUUCCGUAACCUAUCACAACGUGUGCUGUUGUUGCGGCGCAUGGAAGAAAGCGCCCGUCAAUUAGCGUCGACCAAGCAGCACGAGAAGGCGACAAAAAUGUUUGAUUCUAGGUUCACAGAGGAAUUUAGUGUGAGAGAAGAUCUCAUGGGAUUGGCCAUAGGAGCUCACGGUGUGAAUAUUCAGCAAGCUAGAAAGUUACCUGGUAUUACCAACAUAGAAUUAGAAGAAAACACAUGUACAUUUAGGAUUUGUGGUGAAAAUAGGGAAUGUGUGCGAAAGGCUCGGAAUAUGCUCGAGUACGGUGAGGAGAGUAUCAAAGUGCCAAGGCUGCUGGUGGGCAAGGUCAUUGGCAAAAGUGGGCGCAUCAUUCAGGAAAUUGUUGACAAGAGUGGUGUGGUGCGUGUGAAAAUUGAAGGAGACAACGAGCCGCAGCCUAGCCAGCCACGGGAGGAGGGUCAGGUGCCAUUUGUAUUUGUUGGAACUGUUGAGAGCAUCGCCAAUGCCAAGGUUCUACUUGAGUAUCACCUGUCACACCUGAAAGAACUUGAGAAACUGAGGCAAGAGAAGUUGAACAUUGAUCAGCAGCUCAACUGCCUACAGCUCUAUCCACAGAACCGAAGUUUUCGCAGGGGCUUUGAACAAGACAGAUCUGAUGACAGGAGUUUAAGAGGCGGAUUCUCUGGCAAUAUCAUGGGCCGUGGUGGUCGAGGUAGGGGCAUGCGGGGCGGCCGAGGCAACCCCCCUCCACUCAGAGACGGUCGGACCCCAGGAGGACCCUCCAAAAGCCACAUCAACGAACACCCUACAGCGAAAGUCUUCUACUGCUUCUCAGACAACCGCGAGCACUACUCGGACCGAGGCCGGCGCGGCAUGCGUGACCGAAGACAGCGAGUUAACGAUGAGGAGGAAUCGGUGCUAGACCAGAAGCAGCCUCCAAGUGGCGGCGCCACCAGCGGCCCUGUGGCCGAAGGUGCCAAGCUGGUCGAUUCAGCCAGUCUGGAUGGCGCCAAGGCAAGGCCGCCGCGCCAGAGUGGAAGCGGCCGAGGCAAGCGAGGUGGCCCCCAGCGCGGCCGUGGUGACCCAAGAAGGGGUGGCCUGGUCCCCAGCGGCGGCCCUGUGGGAUUGGAUAAGCCGAGCGGCUCAACCGAGUCGAGUAAUUGGGCCGAUGCAGUUCCAGAUGCUGGCCGGGUUGACAGUUGGGAUUCUGGCAGCCAGCCGGCAGCCAGCAACAACUUUGUUGCCGCCAACGCCCCCCAGCCUUCCAACAAAGGACCCAAGCCUGCACCUCCCAAAACUCAGAGACCAACGCGAGGGAAAGUCCCGGCUAAAGCAGCUUCUCCCGUAUCUGGAGGCAGCCAGGGUAAUGUACAAGAAGUUGGCCCUCAGCAGAAAGCACCCUCAUCACCAUCCCUCACGAAUGGCAGCUCUUAAUGUAAAUUAAUUCCUCUUCCUUUGCGUGGUUAGCAAGCCAGAGUGGCCAGAGAGUAAAAGGGAGAAGCCAUGCAUUCUCGUACAGUUACAUACUUACAUUGGUUGCGAUUUCGAGGUGUAAUUAAAAACCAGAACUUGCCAAUGUCCAUAGUGCAGCUCUGUACCUUUGAGUGUUGUCCUUAUUUUGUGCACUAAAUUUGUGAUACGAUCCUCAAUAGCUUCUUGGUAUUCAGUUGGUUGGUCAAAUGGUCACACACACACACCGCCCAGUCUAUUUUAAUUCCCUUUUUGUCUCUCUUCGUUCUAGGCAUUUUUCUCUUAUCUACUGCGCGCGCUCCAACACAGCUUACGAGAAACUAAAAAAAAAUAUAAGAAAACUAGCAAAAUAUUUUACAUCUUUGGUGGUUAUCAGUCCUGUAAGUCGUUGAGGACCCAAAUGUUUGUGUUCCGAGAGCGAAUGUGCAUUUGUUUAAAAAUGGCAAUUACGAAGCGCGAAUGCGAAUCACGUUCAAAUGCCGCCCCCUGAUGUUCCCUAAAUACUCUCUAUCUAUCUGUUCAAUUGGCGAAUGUAUCGAAAAAAUUUGGGUCCUUCACCGAGGUAAUAAAAUGUGCAAGCUGGUACGACCAUUAUUCAUUGUAAAUAUACUUUCUAAGUUAUAUGAGUCCUAAACUGCUUGAACAAUUGCAGAUGUCCAAUCAAACUUUUCUCCUUUUUGUAAAAAGCAAAAUUUAUUCUGGUUUGAAAAGAAUGAAAGAAUCCCCUAUCUAUUGUCUCCGCCAAGUAUUAUAUAUCAUUUCAUUUUGCUGCGCCCAUGGACAGGCCAGAAAUUCUUGAAAGAAGAUCAUUAAUUUUUUAAUUGAUGGGAAGAGUGCUUCAUCGCCAACCAUUCUCAAAGUGUAAACCUCUAUUGUUAAGUUUUCAAUCGCGGACACACACAUUGCUCCUUACUACUUAAGCUAACUAUUUUGUAUUUAAUCGGCCCCGAAGCGAUAAAUUCAAUGAUGCAAGAUUGUGCCUUUCUUGCCAUGGGUGCAGCUUGUAAAAAAAAAUAUGUCAUCGAUUGAUUACCAUUAUUUUGAAACGAACUACUGAUCAAAAAAACAAAAACAACCUAAUAAGAAUCAAGGAAAGAACUUUCAUACUCCCCAAUUCAUGGUGUGAAAAUUUUCAUUUUUUGUUUACAUUACCUGCAGAAUUGUUUAUCUCUGCUUUCAUCACAUUAAUUAACCGUAAAUAAAAAUAAAGUUGCUGAAUAUUUGAA